UUAAAAUCAAAUCAAGCACAGCAAAUCCACAUUUCCGGUAUACAACAUAAACAAUACAAAAUGAUAACUUUUUCUAGAUUUCUUAGCCAUAGAGCAAUGGCAACUGGAAAUGUGUUAUUGUUUAAACAAAUGCCAUUGGUUCCCAUCCAGUCGAGACCAUAUUUUGUUGAUGGAUCUCCGACAAUUGGUAAAAAGCAAGAUCGUGAAAGCCCUGACUUCAAGGAAAACUAUGAAGUCAUGUCAAAUCUGGUUGGAGAACUUAAAGGAAGAAUAUCAACUAUAGUUCAGGGUGGAGGGGAAAAGGCGAGACAACGACAUGUAUCCCGAAACAAGCUUUUGCCAAGAGACAGAAUCAAUAGACUUUUAGAUCCAGAGUCUCCGUUCCUAGAGCUGGGUCAGCUGGCAGGCUAUGAGUUGUACAAGGGGGAGGAGGUGCCAGCUGGGGGUAUCAUCACAGGCAUUGGCAGAGUGGCAGGUGUGGAGUGUAUGAUAGUUGCCAACGACCCGACUGUCAAAGGGGGCUCCUAUUACCCUAUUACUGUGAGGAAGCAUUUACGGGCACAGGAAAUAGCACAGCAGAAUUGCCUCCCUUGCAUUUAUCUUGUGGACUCUGGUGGUGCCAACCUGCCUCGCCAGGCAGAUGUCUUCCCUGACAGAGACCACUUUGGUCGCAUCUUUUUCAAUCAAGCUAACAUGUCUGCCCUUGGAAUACCUCAGGUUGCUGUGGUGCUGGGUUCCUGUACGGCAGGUGGUGCAUACGUUCCCGCCAUGGCUGAUGAAAGUAUCAUUGUGCGCAAACAGGGAACCAUCUUCCUUGGUGGACCACCAUUGGUGAAGGCAGCUACAGGAGAAGAAGUGUCUGCAGAAGACCUGGGUGGGGCUGACCUACAUUGCAGCAAGAGUGGUGUGACAGACUACUACGCUCACGAUGACGGGCAUGCCUUGCACCUUGCCAGGAACUGCAUCAGAAACAUCAACUAUAAAAAAGACCCACAGGUAACAGUGACCUCCCCUGACCCUCCAUUGUAUUCAGCAGACGAACUUUAUGGCAUUGUGGGAGGAAACCUGAAAAAGACAUUUGAUGUCAGAGAGGUUAUAGCCCGUAUAGUGGAUGGAAGUCGUUUUGAUGAAUUUAAAGCAUUAUAUGGGGAAACAAUAGUCACAGGUUUUGCAAGAUUAUGGGGUUAUCCAGUAGGAAUAAUAGGAAACAAUGGAGUAUUAUUUGCGGACUCAGCUUUAAAGGCAACCCAUUUUAUAGAGUUAUGUUGUCAAAGGAACAUUCCACUGCUGUUCCUGCAAAAUAUAACAGGGUUCAUGGUAGGCCGUGAGGCAGAGGCAGGUGGAAUUGCGAAGCAUGGGGCCAAGAUGGUUACGGCGGUGGCAUGUGCCAAGGUUCCAAAGCUGACUGUGAUCAUUGGGGGCUCGUAUGGGGCUGGCAACUAUGGGAUGUGUGGCAGAGCUUACAGUCCCCGGUUCCUGUACAUGUGGCCCAAUGCACGCAUCUCUGUGAUGGGUGGGGAGCAGGCUGCCAAUGUGCUGGCACAGAUAACCCGUGAACAGCGAACCAGGGAGGGCAAGGAGUGGACAGAUGAGGAAGAGAAAGCGCUUAAAGAUCCAGUGAUCCGUAGAUUUGAGGCGGAGGGGAGUCCGUACUUCUCUAGUGCAAGACUCUGGGAUGACGGUGUUAUAGACCCAGCAGACACCAGAAAUAUUCUCGGACUAUCAUUGUCGGCAGCCCUUAACCCAGAGAAACAGAAGACGCAGUUUGGUGUGUUCCGAAUGUGAUAUAUUGGUUGACAUGUAUGGGAAUAACUGGGGCUAUCAGGGCUUUGUGGUUAAUAGCGUGUUAGAUAAAUUAUCUCUGGUUGGCCAAAUUUGUAACUUUCUCACUAGAUUGUUGUUUUACAGCUAUUUGUGGUUGAACAAUUUGGCUACUUGGUAACUAAAUGAUUCUAUGACUGAGGAACAAAACUAAUUGUGGUAACACACAUUGGUUUCUUCCUAACUUAAACUACAACAUCAUUGCAACAAAGGAUGCUGUGUUCAGAAUAAGACCACACUUGUCUGAACAUCUGAACGUUUUUCUACAACUACUGAUAAGUAGAAUUUAUGUUUUGUCUUGAUCUGUAGUAAUCAUGCUAGUGAUUACAAAUAUGGUACAAUUUAUGCAUUUCUGGAACAAAUUAGAUGUAGCAUCUGAUGAAAGUUUUAGAUGGAAGUUUUAUGAUAAUAAAUGUCCUACAAAAUUUAUUACAUAAAGUAAAUUUUUUUUCGUUUUUCUUGGAAUGAAAAGAUAUGUAGACAUAAUAUGAAGUAUUGCAACAUAACUCAACACAAAUGGUUAUUUGCUUACACUAUAUAUCCACUGCCAUGCCAGUCAUUGUUAUUCUUUUAUUUUAAUUGUGAAAAAGUUGAAUGGCAUUCAUAGAAAUGCGAUGGACUAUAUAUUGCUGUGCAUAAGAAUGUUUUAUUGUGCUGUUGACAGUAUAGUACAUCUAGCUCAUUGCUUUAGUGUUUGUUUUAUUGAUGGCAGCAAUCACUAAUUUUUGUAUAAAUGUUUUUACACAAAGCAGUGACAUUAUCAAGCUUUGAUUGUGUGAAAACGAUGAUUUUUGUAUUGAUUAAAUACUCAACUGCAGAAUUGUUAAGAAAGCUGAAUUUUAUGUCAUACUGAAAAAUCAGACUGAUCAAAAUGAUUAUUUAUAUGGCACUGUGUAUGGGUAAUAUGUUUUAUUGUUGUGGAUCGCUUCCGACAAUCCUAAUUGAUAAAAUACAUAUUUUACGCAAACAUCGCUCUGUUGUGUGUAGAAGUCUAUAUAUGCUAUAUUUAAACUUAAAAACACAACUUUCAAGGGAUGAGUUAUUUGUAAAUAAACAACUUGCUAUAAUA
Dreissena polymorpha is the source of this 2890-nucleotide messenger RNA. Its product is annotated as methylcrotonoyl-CoA carboxylase beta chain, mitochondrial-like. Gene Ontology annotation, cellular component: mitochondrion; methylcrotonoyl-CoA carboxylase complex. Gene Ontology annotation, biological process: L-leucine catabolic process. Lineage: Eukaryota; Metazoa; Mollusca; Bivalvia; Myida; Dreissenidae. The transcript has 17 exons. The record is from RefSeq and is a predicted model, not a curated record. The coding region runs from base 61 to 1785 and encodes 574 amino acids. Gene Ontology annotation, molecular function: methylcrotonoyl-CoA carboxylase activity.